Molecule: messenger RNA, 1980 nt
Organism: Stylonychia lemnae
Lineage: Eukaryota; Ciliophora; Spirotrichea; Sporadotrichida; Oxytrichidae
Source: the annotation of a GenBank genome assembly
AUGUCAAAAGUUAAGGCAAAUUUUCAGGAAAUACACUAGCUAGUCCAAGAUAAAAAAAUGAAUCAAGUAGUUUUUAGUGAAGAGGAAGCAGUAUUGACCCUUAAUUUAACAAUUCAAAGACAUAAGAGCAUUAGAAGGUGGAGAGAGACUUUCAUACUUGAAGAAAAUAGAAAACUUAGAGCUGAGAUUGAUACUUAAAGCAAAGAAAUAUAGAAAAGAGAUAACAAUAUUAAGUUGUUAACAAAAAAGUUGGAAGUGGAGCAAAAUGAAAAAGAAUAGCUUUGGAAUAGAAUUAAAAGCCAAAAAGUAUUAAAGUAAUUUGAGCUGAAUCCGAGGAAGGAAAAUGACACUUCCAUUAUUUCUAAUCACACUUUCAUAAAAAGAUUUUAAACCAGUCAAAACAACUAAUCUUAGCCAAAUGAAGAGUAUCUUGAAACUCCAAAUGGCAAAUAGGCAUUAUCUCAUAGAUCAGGGACUUUGAUAAAUCCUAAGUCAAGUUUCCUUCAAAAAAAGACAACAAAUGUGCUAAGUCACAAGAGAUAGCCAGGACCUCAAAAUUUUACUGAUGAUCUUAAUUUAUUAAUGCGCUAACCCCCCGGAAUGAGAUAAGGUUAUGGUGUAGAUAAGAAGGAUUCAAAUGAGCUUUCUUUAUUUGAUUAUUUUGGCAAGAACUCUGUCCUUAGAUUCAAUCAUGAUUAGAUAGAGGAAGUCUUGCAGUCAGAUAGAUUGAAGUUUCUAAAGAAACUAUUUGAGAACUCUGAAUACUUUAGAGAAGAGAUGUGCAACUGUACUGAUUUUAAAAUUGAAGAUUAUUUGAUUUCCUUCAAAUCAAUGAUGAAUGAUAUUCAAAGAAUCGCUCAUUUAAUGCUUAGGUUAAAAACACUUCUACUAAAUUCGUAUGCGAUUUCAAAAAAUAUCAGUCUCUAUGAGGCACUUGAAAAAAUCAUUGAUGCUACAUGCUAAACGCUCUAAUGUGAUAGAGCAUCAGUAUUCAUGGUAGAUGAACUUACUGGAGAAUUGUGGACUAAGGUUGCUAAAGGCAGUGAUCUCACAAUCAGAAUCCCUAUGAAUAAGGGCAUAGUAGGGUUUGUUGUCACGAACAAUAUUACUGAAAACAUUGAAGAUGCAUAUAAGGACAAUAGAUUUAAUAAGGAUGUAGAUAAGAAAAAUAACUACAGAACUAAAACAAUACUCUGUGUUCCAAUAAGAGAUUAAUUCGGAAAUGUCAUUGGCGCUUGCUAAGCAAUAAAUAAACUUCAUUCGACUAGAUUUACCACUGAUGAUGAAUAUAUCUUUGAAACGCUAGCAUUAAAUGCUGGUAUUAUCCUAAGAAAUCAGAUACAAUAUGAGUAAUCAAUCGUAAUCCAACAUAAACUAAGAAAUAUUAUCAAUAUUGGAAUAAAAUUAUCUUAAAAGGCUAGUAUAAUUGAAAUUCUAAGAAUUUCAGAACAAAUGCUUGCUGAAACCUUUGGAGUUGAUAGAGCUUAUAUUUAUUUGGUUGAUAAUGAUGAUAAAAAGAUAUUUAGAUAUACUGAUACUGGGGAUACAAAAGUCUUUCCAAUAAGUGCAGGAUUAAUAGGCUUAGGAAUUCAGAGAAGAGAAUUAUUAUCCAUAAGUGAUGCUUAUAAUCAUCAAGCAUACAAUGGAUUGAUUGAUAUUGACACAAGUAUGCCUGUAUUAAUCAAGCCUAUUAUGAUGAACUAGCAAAUAUCUCAGAAUGAAAUGUAAAUAACUGGAGAAUCACCAACUAAAUAGACUGCAAGCUAGAUGAGCUUAUCCAAUGGUGGGGAUGUAUUAGCUUGCAUUUAAGUAAUCAAUAAACUGGGGGUAGUUGGAAGAUCUUCUAGAAAUAAAGCAAUGAUGGAUCCCUUAGAUGGAGAAAUGCUAGAACUUUUUGAAAAGCAAUUCAGAGCUGCUCUACUCUCUUCAAAGCCUCUAGCUUACUUUAAGGAGCAAUUGAGAUUGAAUUUAAAAACAUGA